Theileria orientalis strain Shintoku is the source of this 1803-nucleotide messenger RNA. RefSeq lists its product as uncharacterized. The transcript is spliced from 8 exons. The record is from RefSeq and is a predicted model, not a curated record. NCBI's taxonomy places the organism in Eukaryota, Apicomplexa, Aconoidasida, Piroplasmida, Theileriidae. Bases 1 to 1803 code for a protein of 600 amino acids.
AUGCAUUUCAUAAAGGGGAUCGUAGACGGGAUUUUGGCUACAGAUUCAGAUGCUACGCAUAAGUCGAAACACCAAUAUGAUCCUGACGAACCCGAAUAUGAAUCCGAGUGCUACGAACGGACUGAUGGUUCAAAAUAUCGCAUCCAUUCAAACGAAAACAUACACAUCACGAGCUCAAUUUCACACCUGAGUGAGUUGUACAAGUCGGAAAGAGACCACUGCCUGAACUCACUGAUAAUACGCUACGGAGAAGGCUGCGUGCAACAGCUUUCAGAAUUGCUCAAAUCGAACCACGAAACAAUAGUAGCACUGUCACAACAGCUACAAAACAACCUUUCGUCGCUGAAGGAAGUGAACGACAAGGUGGAAUCCGCAGCGAUUGAGCACAUUAAGCUGAAGAACGAGAAUAACAACCUGACCCAACGGCUACAGCAGUUAUCGUCGGAGAACGUGGGCCUAAAGUCACAGCUGACGCAGGCGGAUAUAGCAAUCAAGUCAAACGAGAGUCGGAUAGCGAGUCUGAACGAGCUGCUCAAGGACAACAAGAACACCUUCGAAAACAUGAAGGACAGGUGCGGGGAGUUCUACAGGCUCAAGUGCGAGAUCGAGGAGCUGAAGAAGAAGCUGUCGCUCUCAGAAAGCCACGUGGCGAUGCUAAGGAAGGAGCGGGACGAGUACUGGGCAGACCCGAGUCGAGCACCGAAAGACGAAGAGUACAAGAAGAGGAUACUGCAGGCGCUAGACAGAGAGGACAGAGCAGUAGCAGUUGCAAAGAUAAUGGCGUCCCAAGCGACGAAUUUAACAAUGACACCAAAGGUGAAGGUAGUUGAUUUAAAGACCAACGAGGUCGACGAACACAUGGUGAGUGAGUUGCAAGUUAGAGUUGACAAGCUGGAGUACGAAAACACACACCUGAAGGAAAUCAACGAGAGUCUACACACGAUGUACGCAGACCUCAGUAAAAAUAUGAGCGAGGUGAAGAACGCGUACCUGAAGGAGUCAAUAGAGUCGUUCACGUCGUACUUCCCGCCAAAGUUGAAGCCGAUACAGCUGGUGUUCGUACAGCCGACAGGAGUGCUGGACUUGGAGUUCAACCCGGAGUCGUUGCCGUCGUAUUUGGAGGCGACGCACGCUCUGCGCUCAGGCUCACAGUCGUCAGCAUCAUCGUACCAGCAAACGCGACAGCCCUUGCAGAGCAGUUCAGACCUCAGGGAAGCCUCGCAACCAGGACACGACCAGUCCCAGGACCACUCGGAGGCAGAGCCAGUUAAAAAGGUUUCCUCAAAGAUGAACCUCAGAUCCAAGGUGAUCAACUACGUGACGAACUUGGACGCCUCUCGGCGCCAGCUUCAAAAGCAUGAAGAGGCUAAUCUGCUUAACCUGGACUCGCCAGAGGUAACUAAGCCAACCAGGCACCACGACCAGACGUUGGAUCAGGGCAGCUUCGAUGUGCACGAGCAGCAGGCCAAGACAUCGGCUCAUUCAGACAACUUGAAGAGCUGGAACUCAGACUGGGACUUCUUUGAGGAGGAUAACACAUCAGUUGAAAAUGAUGGAACAGCAGACCCUGGCAAGUCAUUUACACCUGACGACACUCUGCGAAGUGAGCGCAUGUUAGAUGGAGGAGCAAAAGACGUGGGCAUCAGCAGGGCAAACUACAGUGAAUCGCUCUCCGAUGACCCCUUCGAUGCGAUCAUAAAGGAGCAGGAGUCGGAACGUGCAGAGCAACAGCCGCAGCCCGGGAGCGUGAAGAGCAAAAAGGGCUGGGACGACGUGGACUUCGACGACGAAAUGUUUCAGUAG